Daktulosphaira vitifoliae (grape phylloxera) is the source of this 740-nucleotide messenger RNA. RefSeq lists its product as uncharacterized. The transcript has 2 exons. The coding region runs from base 246 to 572 and encodes 108 amino acids. NCBI's taxonomy places the organism in Eukaryota, Metazoa, Arthropoda, Insecta, Hemiptera, Phylloxeridae. The record is from RefSeq and is a predicted model, not a curated record.
UGAAAUUUUAGAAGCCCUCUUAAAAAAUCUUUCUAAAUUAUCCACAAUUCUGUUUACAAAAUAUUAAAUUUUAUUGUUUUUUUUUUAUAAAAAUAUGUCUGAUGUGGAAUUGUGGUUACAUUUUACUAUCUGUUAAAUUUAAUAGUAGUUUACUAGUAAUAUUUGUUUAAUAAUGAUAUUGUGUUUAGUACUUUUUGAGAACUUCACCAUGUUUUACUGAAAUUUGGAAUGAAAUAUUACUAUUUAUGAAUGAACAUAAUUUAGAUAUUGAAAUUUCAUCUCAAGAUUCAAAAAGAAAAAGAUUGCAACCCAAUUCUUUGAAAAAUUUUGUUGUCUCUACUCCUACUAGUGAUCAAUAUAAAUCCAAUGAAAAUAUAAAAAAAAUUAGUGUCGAAGAUCAUUUUAGAACUUCAGCUUUUUUUCCAAUUAUAGAUGCUAUAGUUGAAAAUUUAAAGAAAAGGUUUUCGCAAGAAAGUUUAACUAUGGCUUCAUCAGUUGAUUUUUUUCUUAAUUUAAACUUCAAGGAAAGUUAUCAUUUUAUUGAUCAUUAUCAUGUAAGUUACUCUUAUUAGUUUAAAUAUCUAAUACUUUGUCUGUUUAUAGUUAAUUAUUACCUAUUUAAUACUCCCAUUUAGUCUUCAAUGGAUGUAUCUAAAGAAUGUCUUAAUUGUGAGAUGACAGUUGCUAAAAAUGUUAUUUUACAAUCCAUUGGUCCUGAUGCGGAUAUGAAUGUCGAGAAU